Pomacea canaliculata is the source of this 780-nucleotide messenger RNA. RefSeq names its product ribonuclease H2 subunit C-like. Gene Ontology annotation, biological process: RNA catabolic process. Lineage: Eukaryota; Metazoa; Mollusca; Gastropoda; Architaenioglossa; Ampullariidae. The transcript has 4 exons. Gene Ontology annotation, cellular component: ribonuclease H2 complex. The coding region runs from base 36 to 461 and encodes 141 amino acids. The record is from RefSeq and is a predicted model, not a curated record.
AAAGCGAUGGGUCAAGGGUGUUCGGAGGCGGGAAGAUGGCUGUGUGUAUCGAUGCUGCAUCGUUCAGGAAUACUGGGGAAACAACAUGCCAUCAUCUGCCGUGCACAAUUAACGCAAAUGGCAAGGCAAAUGUAGCAGACUUCUUUGAAACAGCAAUAAGAAUUGAAAAUGAAGGUUUGACAUCGUCAUUCAGGGGUCGGCCACUACAUGGCCAAGAAGUGACAUUGCCAGAGGGCUUCAUAGGCGUUGUUCUGAAGGAGAAAGGGGAAGCAGUAAUUGAAGAAGAAGUCCGUCAGCUGCAUGUGCAGCAUCGGUUUUUGAAGUUCACAGCCUGGAAUCUUGAUAAAAUUCCAAAUGCAGAUGACAGAUUAAAUAAGGCUUUGAGAUGGAUCAGCAUUGCAAGGGCACUUCACAGACCAGUAGACCUGGAGAGCAGUCAGCAAAGUGUUUCAGGAAAAUGACAUUAUCAAGAGGAACUGUGAUGAUUUAUUUCUCUUCUUUGGAGGGAGCAGUAUCAGUUGUUUUUCUCAGAUAAGAAAGCUCAUAUUAUUAAGAUUAUGGACUCUAACCUGAGCCUGUCUUAUUUCUUUCAGGCAUCUAUAACUCUUUAAACUUAGCUGUGCAAUAUCAUUGCAUUUCGAAGUUGUGUUCAUUCAGACCCAGAUUACUAUGCAUUUUGCUGAACAGUCUAUUUGAGUUUAUAUUUGUGCCAAUGUUAAAAAAAAGGUUUCAUAUGAUGGUUUAAAUUUUGCCCAUAAUGAUUAAAAUCUUUUCAAGAUA